Messenger RNA from Mesorhabditis spiculigera, 1875 nucleotides. NCBI's taxonomy places the organism in Eukaryota, Metazoa, Nematoda, Chromadorea, Rhabditida, Rhabditidae. The record is from the annotation of a GenBank genome assembly.
AUGGAAGAAGUCAAAGAGAAACUGAGGGCGGCUGUAGGGCAACGUCUUCGGGAGCUGGAUUGCUCGCUCAUUAGCCAAGGACUAGUGGAUUAUGUGAUGUUGCUGGAAUCUGGCGAUCGCUCGAAGGAAGCUAUGAAAGAGCAGCUUCAAGUAUUCCUCGACGAGAACACCCACGUUUUUGUCGAAUGGCUAUUCGACGUUAGAGUGCGCCUUGGGUUUAUGUGGCGCCACCCGGCACAAGGCGGGCACGCGCUCGAGAACGUUGGUGAGGUGUCUGGUGAGAAGCGGAAAACGGUGUCGACUGAGGUUGGGAGCACUUCAAAGUCUGAAAAGGAGCAUGUAGAGGAUCGUCCGGAACAUAAGCAGGAGGGAUCGCUGAAGGUUUUGGAUCAACAUGCCGUUCAGAAGAGCCCGGUUGUCAAGGAACGUGCUACUGACAAGAAGGAAGAGGACUUUCACGAUAUCGAAAUUGCCCAAGGCAAGGAGAGGCAUAGCCAGGAAGACCACCGCCAGGAAAGUCGUCGAAAGCGCACGGCCGAGAAAAUGGACUAUGAUUACGGUAGUCGCCGACGUGAUGAGGGACGCAGGGACGAUCGUUACAAACGUGAACCCGAAAACCGGCGCCGUCGAAAUGAAAGUGAAAGCAGACAUGACCACCGAGCUGCCACUGACCGAAAAUUUGGAAAAGUCGUACCUGGAGCUGAGAACGGCAAAUCUCGGCAGGUAUUCUCAUCGCGUAGUGACCAUGCCAUCAAGACUCGCCUUUCUGACGAGUCGCGGAAUGGAGCAUCUGGUUCCACUUCGGCACCUACUCUGAAAUCGCGUGUGGUCGUGAAGAAGCGUGAUGACGAACCACCGGCUAUCAUAUCGAAAUUCUACUCGACCUCUCCCAUUUUUGAACGCAGAGUGUCAAAACGUGCAUCGCAACUCACCGACCCGCAGGAGAAUGUCGAAGUUGGAAUCGAGGAUGUCGUCCAGUCUGUGGUCCACAAGCGUGUCGCGCCCGUCCAGACAAUUUUCACCGUCACUCUAAACCGGAAACGCAAGUCCACAUCCGCCGAAGACGUUGAACGCGAUAAAGAAGAGCACCGUCGAAGCGCUUCCGUGUCCCCCAAGAAGCCAAAACUGCCGGAAGAGAGCGAACCUGUUUCUACGAUCCAAAAUGAUGCGACACCCGAUGAGGAUCAUGAACAAAUCGAGCAGCAAAGUGCCUGGGACGGCACCAUUGAUUUGGAUGAUAGCAGUGACGAUGAAGUAGCUAUUGAUGAUCUCAUUGCCAAGGCGCAGCAGCAAAACACGCAACAUCCCUCUGGCUCACUACCCGCAACGGCUCAACAGAGCAACUCUGAUGUCGUUGUGACAAAGCUCGUCAUCGCUCAGCCCAAGCAGCCGAAAUCUUCUACCAGCUCUCACGUGCGCAACAACAAGGUGCCCGCUAGCUCACAACCGGCAAGGGCGCAGCAAAGCAACUCUGACGUCGUGGUCACGAAGGUAGUGAUCGCUCGCCCCAAGCCGACACCUGUUCCUACCCGCCCUCAGGACCCACGAAAGAAGGUGCGCUGUAUGAACUGGCCCGAUUGCCCAUUUGACUUGAUGUGUCAUUUCCACCACCCAACGACCGUAUGCCGAAACUAUCCCCAUUGUCUACAUGGGGCAAACUGCUUCUUCGCGCAUCCCCCAUGCGAGUUCAAGUCGGCGUGCACACGCCGAAACUGCAUAAAGGUUCACUCGCAGACCGGCAACUAUCCACCAGUGGUACUCCGAACCGUUGAUGAAUGUAUCGAGGCGGGCAUCAACGUCUACGACCCGCGUAUCGAGGCCAUCGUCGGCGUCCGACGUGACCGAUGGGACAUGACGCCGCGCUACGACUACCUC